AGACCAUUGUACUAAUGGGAAUUAAAGAGAACAGUUUUGCUAUAAUUGAGAACAGGAAGAGCGUUGGAUGAGUUUUUAAUAGUUCCCUUUUAAUUACUUUAAUUAACUGAUCUGCUGAAUGUUUCCUCUGGUAGACUUUGUUGUAGCUAAUGUUUAAUAUGAAAUUUUAAUUUUGCUGUAAUUUCAGUUCAGGUGUUCUCUUGACACUCCCUUACAUGCAGCGUUCAAAGUUAGUAUUCAGAUUCAAAAAGCAUGCAGAAACGACCAAAGAAAGCGGCAAAGAAAGCAACGUAGAAAGAAACCUGCCGGAACGUUCUGAUAACGUGUUCAUUAUGUGAGUUCAGCACGCAGAAAAGUAUAAAAGUUUUGGUUUAGCUUUCCAUGAAAGUGAAAUGACAUUAGCAUUUAGCAUGUGCUCUGACAGAACAGUUUUUCCAUAGGAUCUGGUGUCAGCUUUUUUCCAAGAGAGUAUAAUUACUGACCACGCAGAGAGAGAGCAGCAGAGUGGCUGUUUAUUUAUUGAUGCUAAGCCUGAGGUUGUGGCUAUGCACAUAAAAAGAGGUUAAGUGACCCAGAACACAGAGCUGCCGGUGAAAGACAGCAUGCAGUCCUCUGUCUCCCCCACGUCUGUCCCUCUGUCUGCCUGACAAGGCCGCUGACACGUUUAUAUCUCUGUCUCUUCACUCUCCCUCUGUGGCUGCACACCUGAGGUGCAGCAGAUUGAGUUUCACUGACCUCCUGCCUGCUCCUCCACAAACUCCCUUCCUUCCAGCCAGCCGGCAUUGCUCUCCUCAUCGCAUCACAUCUCAUCUCUCUGUCGUCUCCCUCCCCUUCUGCAGCCUAUUUUGUGAACCAGACAGGAGUGUGGCUGAUCGGGUUUCUGUGUGCCUCCCCUCCCGGUGGCCUGGAGUCCGGCAGGGGUCAGGUUGCUCUGAGCCAGCUCCAUUCAGUCCAGGUUACAGGUGUUAAAAUGUCUCAAACCUACCUGGCCGCUCACUAAUUUCUCUUCCUGGCAGUAUUUCAUAUUUUAGGUCAUUUUAAAGCAUAUUUCUUUUCAUGCUGGAGUCAGCCCAGCUAAGCUACAGGUGCACUCACAGACUGUCUGGUCUUUUCAUAAUGGGUUUCAACCUGUGGCCACAUGAGCUCCACUGCAGCACCUGACGAUACAACUGCAGCUGAAGAGCCCCAUUGAGAGUAAUUAUCUGUCAUUUCCUUCUUUGUGUGCUGCCUGCCUGUGUUUCAUGUCUGUUGCAGUGAUUCCUUCUCUUAUUAUUUAUCAAACGCCAGUUUUGUUUUCCCAAGACUCAUCAUUGUCUCAACCCCCUUACUUUGUCUUUAUCAAACAAUAUGCAUAUUCAUAAGACAGAUCCAGGACCAAAUUUUGUCUCUGUGUCUCUGUCCUCUGAGUGAAAUCAAUGAAACCUCACUGAUCUUAAAUCCACGUGUAAAUGGUCUUCCGCGUUCCCUCCUACAUCUUUCUUUGCUGACAGAUUUAAUUAAUAUUUUAGAGAGAGGAUCUUGUAAUCCUAACGAGGACACGAGCCUCACAUUGAGGUGCCAAAAACAAAUCUGAGCUCCUUCUCCUGCUCUUCACCUAAAACAUGAAGUCGCUGCGCAUGUUGCGGGGCCAGAAAGCGCUCAAAGCUAUUUCAGAGGUCCUGCAGGUUUCUCAACCCUCCCGCCAUUCAAGCUCCUGUGCAGCGCGCAUCUCAUUUCCGAACCCCCCUGCUUAGUUUUCCUGAAACUGGACGCCGGGCGCUGAUUAAUAAAACAUCCAGUGCGUGCUGCACCGGAGCCCUUUCAGCUGUAUAAGUGGUGAAAGGCGACAUAAUCUGCCCACAGCAAGAUCUGGACUGAGAUUGAGGCACACACACAGCAGAGAGAGGGACCUUCAAAACCUCCGGAGCAGCAUGUUAAAGCCCCAGAAGCACGGUGAGCUUCUCCUGCGCGACUCCCCGCCGGUGUUCGGGAAGCCGUGGUACUGGCAGCGCAGCAGCGGCACCAUGGAGAGCACCCGCAGCCUGGCGCAGGUCAUCAUGGAGAUGCGGGAUGAGAUCCAGAAGCUGGAGGCGGAGAACCGAGAACUGAGGGGAGACUACGGGGCCGUGUCAGGGCAAGGCAGCCCGGUGUCCCCAGGAGCAGAGCGGCAGGCUGGAACGGAGGAAAACCCCUAUGUGAACCUGAGGCGAAAUGUGUCUGCGCCAGUCCUGGAGGGGCAGUACAAAGAGAACGCUAUCAUGACUGUCCGAAGGUACUCCAUCAGCUCCAACAUGUCUGGGGUGAGCGUGAGAGAGCGAGGAACUGACAGGGCUCAGAGGAAUGACUCCAGAUGGGGAAGACUGCAUGAACGAAUCCAGCAUGAACGAAUCCAGCACGGGAACAACAUCUUUGGCAACUCAGCCAGAGGGGAAGCGGAGAAAGUUACCAACAGGCACUCCCUGCAGGAAUAUGUACACCAAAACAGAGCCAAGGUUAAAACUGUCACAUUCCUUCUACCUGUGGAUGACAUUUACACCAACCGGCCGGUUCUCACCAAGCACCGGGAGGAGCCUAAAGUCACGGAGACGGCUGCCAUGGCUGAGACAGAUUCUUGAGAGCAGAAGCUGAACUUUCUGGCUGUGGCCAUGAGUCGAAAUGCAGACGUGAACUGAGCCUUUGUGGCCUCCAAACAGGUCAGCCUCUUCAUUUAGGUCAGUGUAGAACGGGCUCUUACUGAGUGGGCCAGCAGGCUGAUUUUAUCACACCUGACCACACAAACAGAAGACUCUGGUUACAGGUGUGGUUUUCAUCCGGGCCAUGGCGAUCCAGGCCCGGUUAAAAGUGACAAGACACGGGACCCCUCUGCGACGUGGAUCAGAUGUCUGGACUCCUCUCUCAAACCAAGGGUGUCGUCUUUGGAGUGAGACAAACGCCUGCGGGUGACGGCUCUUUUACGGACAGUUGUGGUCGCUGACUCAGGCCUCGUGAGCAACACACUCAUUAUUUAUUCAUCUUUGUUCCUUUUCACCGUGUAAACUUAAAUGGGUUGUCAAGGAGCCCACGUGUGUGUUCAGACAUGUGACCCGUUUCUUGAAAGUGGUCCUUAAAGAGUGUGUGUGUGUGUGUGUUUUAAUGCUACUCACACUCUCUAGUGUCUGCCAUCAUGUAUGGAAGCCUUCUUGUAAAUACACCAGUGUUUGUUUUGGCAUGCUAAUAUGAGAAUUAAAGUCAGGCGCUGUAAGCUACUACCUGUAGUCUAUGAGCUGUUAUUUUUAAAUUACACUACAUUAAAGGCGUUUGUUUA
Scatophagus argus is the source of this 3283-nucleotide messenger RNA. RefSeq lists its product as uncharacterized. The record is from RefSeq and is a predicted model, not a curated record. The coding region runs from base 1911 to 2594 and encodes 227 amino acids. The transcript is spliced from 3 exons. NCBI's taxonomy places the organism in Eukaryota, Metazoa, Chordata, Actinopteri, Scatophagidae.